Messenger RNA from Oryza sativa Japonica Group (Japanese rice), 1141 nucleotides. Its product is annotated as protein pxr1. NCBI's taxonomy places the organism in Eukaryota, Viridiplantae, Streptophyta, Magnoliopsida, Poales, Poaceae. The record is from RefSeq and is a predicted model, not a curated record.
CUUGUUUAGAAGGAAAUGGCCCACGCAAAUACUGGCCCAUCACGAGGCCCAAAUCUGCGUGUCCAAGGAGGAGGAGAGAAGCAGCAAAGCCCAACUUCAUCUGCCUCGUCUCGUCCUCACCCCGCCUCGCCGCCUCAAACCCUCUCCCCACCUGCAUCCCCUCUCCUCCACGGCGGCGGCGGACACCACCGCACAAUGAGGAGCUCCCCUGCGGCGAGUGGCACCACGCCGUCGAACAUGGACAGCGGGAGCGAAUCUGACAGCGCCCCCGAGGAGCUCACCGCCGUCCAGGGGGUUGAGAAGCACGACGAGAUCAGUAAAGUUGAGAAGGACAGUGCCAUCAGAGUAUCGCAGCAGGAGAAAGAGCGGAGGAGAAGGUGGGCCCAACGAAGAACAUCCUCAAAACCAGAUAAAAAGGAGCCUCUGGAGGUAGAAGAUAAAGACAUCAAACAGAAGGCAGAGAAUGAAGAAGAUGAGGAGAGCGAGGAGACCCAUACUAUGCCUGGCAUGCUCCCUACCAAUGUUAUCGAAAUGCUUGCAGCACGUGAGAAGCAAACCUUCUCAUCUGACUCCGAGGAAGAGAUAACAAAUCAGAAGGUUCAGAAAAGGAAGAAGCGGUUGAAAUCUUCCGGGCCUGAAACAAUUCUGUUGAAAGACGUUCGCUCGACACAGCAUGUGAAGAAUGCCCUUGCUUUCCUGGAGCAAAGGAAAAACCAGGUGCCAAGAUCCAAUGCAGUUUUAAAGAACGCGAACAAAGCUUUGCGCCUCCUUUCAUCGAAGGGCAAUUUUUUGAGUUGAAUAUGGUAAUUGCGAGAGCAAAGGAUUUUCUCAAUUUGCUGUUAGGUAUGUGCUUCGGAAGACAUUUAUGUUUCAGAGGGAUGGUCUUUUUUGUGCUUUUAUUUGAGAUGAAUUGGCUUUCACAUCCCAGGCGCACAACGGGCAUAUCGAUGAGCAUGAAACUGUACAAUACGAAUGUUUGCAAAUGUAAUAUGUAUGGUGCGUCAGUAUUUGACAAUUCUUUGGGCAUGAGUAAUUUCUUAUAUGGAAUAUUAUUGUUCAUUACUUCUUUGCUAAAGAAAAUGGGAAUUGUUCAGUUAAACCCGUUGACAUGAAUUAUUUGGAAACUUAGCAACCAAUCAAA